Molecule: messenger RNA, 453 nt
Organism: Protopolystoma xenopodis
Lineage: Eukaryota; Metazoa; Platyhelminthes; Monogenea; Polystomatidea; Polystomatidae
Source: the annotation of a GenBank genome assembly
AUGGCGGAUCGACAAAUGGCUAGAACUGGCAGGCAAAGACCAGACGAUCGAGCAACCGGUCCACCAACAAGGGAGGAAGGAAGGCGACACAAAGAGGGGGCACUUUCCAAAAAGGUUUGGGGUAUCACAAGUGGAACUGAUAGGGUCGUCCAGAGAGAGUCGGUUGAUGGUGAAAUACUGACAUCCGGGAAUCAGGGUCAACGUCUUCUAUUGACUCUGGCUCUGCAUGCUAAAAAUCCACAACUCAGAGCUGAAGCUGGACCUGAUUUCACUAGCACUGCCUCUAAUAUUCCAGCCAAUCAGGCUUGCAAAAUGGGUUUACGUCGCCGGGAUCUCCGCAAAGAACUCUCCGGUUCUCUUGGUCAAGGCGAAGGCGACACAUGGACUUCAUUCCUUACUCAGAUGCUCUUUCUCCUCCAUUCCGAGUUGCCGCUGCCCGAUGAGCUUGGGUAA